AAAAAGUUGAGACCCCCCGUACUGUGGUGGAGACGGGAAUCGACUGCCAAAAACCGACACCCAUGGUACGCUUCUCUGAACGACAGCUCAUUCUCAGUGAACUACAUGAGGUCAUGAUCAUUUUGUCGCUAUCCAACCUGCAUGGACAUUGUAUUUCAGCAACUUCUGGUGGCUUACCUUGCCCUCUCGCCGGCCAUGGUGGUCCCCACAUCACUCUCCUUGGCGACACUGCUGGUGGCAAUCAUGGCGGCCUUCUUGUGAGUGGGUUUGGCAGCGGUCCUUGUGGCGGACCAUUUGGUGGCGAUCCUAGUGGUGCUGGUUAUUGUGGCAGUGACGGUGGUCCUUGUGUCUGUGAUGGCUGUCCUUGUGACGGUUGUUCUGGCGAUCCUUGUGGUGUUCCUCCCAGUGGUGGCCCUCCUCGUGACGCUCAUUCUCUCGGUGGUCCGUUUGGUCUGUGUCCAUAUGGCGGUGCCGAUGGUGCCCCCAAAAUUUAUGAAGUCCCCAAUGGAUUCAUGAAUGGUUCAACCGCCGAAACCUCCGGUAGCGCAAUCGACGAAGUGCCGUACUGUGGUUGUCUGUGCACGUCGUUUGUAAGUGCUAAUCAACUGGUUUGCCAAUUGUUCCAUGCAUUGGUCAACUCCCGCUACCUGUCCAAUCGACUGUACAAUGUUCCAAAGCGCAAGUCGCCAGUCGAUUUUAUUUGUGGGUUGGACGACAAGCGGUUCAAACAAGAAGUUCGCCUGCCGCGGCACAUGUUCUACUUCUUGGUGGAGCAGAUACGACAUGAUGGUGUGUUUCAAUCGAAGAGCAACAAUUUCCAAGCUGCGGUGGAGGAUCAAUUAAUUGUCUUCCUAUCCAAACUCGGCCGUUAUGGAAAUGGUGGUUGUGUCGGGGUCCUUGCUCGCUACUUUGGUGUGUCCGAGGGCUGUGUUCAGUCGUACUUUAUCCGAUGCAUGGUGGCGAUAUUGUCUCUUGAGAAGUGUGUUGUGUACUGGCCAAAUGACGAUGACCGCCGACAAAUCAGUAGACGCGUACACCUUAACUCCCGCUUUCAAAACUCCGCUGGAUUUGUCGACGAAACAUUGUUCCCCGUUUAUGCCAAGCCGUCCAAGGAUGGUGAGGAUUACUACUCCAGAAAGGGUUACUAUGGAAUGGCCGGCAUGAUUGUCUGCGAUGACCAACGGCGGAUCACGUACCUUGACCUUGGCUGGCCUGGAUGUGCAAACGACAAGCGUGUGUGGAACAAUUGCAACCUCGCGCUGAACUCGACCAAGUACUUCAACCCAAAUGAGUACUUGAUGUCCGAUAAUGGCUACACUAAUCAGCAGCAUAUCAUGGCAGCGUACACUCGCACCCGUGGCUCUGGGCUCACCGAGCAGCAAAUGCUGUUCAACAAGCUGGUUGCGAAGUGUCGUUACGUCAAUGAGCAUUGCAUUGGCCUACUCAAAGGCCGUUUUCAGUCGUUGCGCGGCAUGCGAGUUGACCUCUCUACUUCUCGGGGGGCAAAAAUAAUGAUGCUCACGAUUCGUUGCGCGGCCAUUUUGCACAACUUAUUGUUGCAAGACCUUGAUGACAAUUGGGACACUGAGUUGCACGACUAUGAUGCUACUGCUGACGGGGAUGAUGUGUACCAAAACAGCAAUGCCCUUGCAAACACCGUCAGUCCUGCCAGUCUGCGUGACAUGUACGCUCGCCACUUUUGGAGCGAAUCGGUUGGUGAUAUGUAGAUAUGAGUGUAAAUCAAGGG
Molecule: messenger RNA, 1747 nt
Organism: Aphanomyces astaci
Lineage: Eukaryota; Oomycota; Saprolegniomycetes; Saprolegniales; Verrucalvaceae
Exons: 1
Coding region: 63-1727 (554 amino acids)
Source: RefSeq, a predicted model, not a curated record